AUGGAAGAAGGUGGUUCUUCAACAAUGGACGAAGCUUAUGAUUCAAACAUGGACGAAGUGGUUGUUGUACCUGAGUGUUCGAAAGAGUUGAAGCUUGUGGUUGGCCAGAAGUUCAAAUCACUGGAUUUUUGUUUCGCGUUCUACGAUGUGUAUGCCCGGGCUGUUGGUUUUGUUACUCGCAAAUCACAAAUGAGGAAAACUGAUGGUAUAAUUACUUGGUAUAACGUGGUAUGCAACAGGGAAGGCAGCAAGAAGUCGAGCGAGGAUGACCAAGCAAAUGUACGGUCUGGUUUUUCGUUAAAACGUCGACGUUUAUCCAAGCGUUGUAGUUGUAAAGCCAGUAGCUCAUUCAAGUUCUUCUCCGACGGAGGAGUUUCAGGUUAUACUGUCGAGGAGUUUAACGAAGUUCAUAACCAUUACAUGGUUGGGACAGAGCAUCAGCAGUUUAUGUCAAUCAAUCAAAAGUUGGACGACGUACAUCACCAAUUUAUCCUUGAUUGUUCAAAGGCUAACAUAGGUCUCACGCUCACGUUUAAUGUGCUGAAGGAAAUUCUGGGUGGUUUUCAGCUCGUUGGCUGCAAUGUUGGGGAUAUAAGGAAUGCUUCACGAGACAUCAAAGCAUACGCUCAUGGUUUUGAAGUACAAAUAGUUUUGGAUGAUAUGGCUAGGAAGAAGGAGAUGUCCGAAGCAUUCACAUAUGAGUACGAGGUUAAUGCUAGCAACCAGCUUGUUGCUUUGUUCUGGUGUGAUGGUUUGAUGAAGAGAAAUUACCAUAUGUUCGGUGAUAUUGUGGCUUUUGACACCACCUACAACACCAAUAGGUAUUGUAUGAUCUUCGCGCCAUUCACGGGAAAGGACAAUCAUGGACGACUAGUGACUUUCGCUGCUGGUUUGGUAAGCAACGAGAAGACAAGCGAUUUUGCAUGGCUGUUUAGACAUUUUGUCCAAUGUAUGGGGGUUGCUCCGAAGAUGAUUGUUACAGAUCAAGAUUUGGGGAUGAGAUCGGCUAUUGAAGAGAUUCUUGUCGGGACUCGCCACAGAUGGUGUAUGUGGCAUAUCAUGCAUAAGUUGGCCAAUAAAGUUCCUGGUCGGUUGUUGCGGGACGAAGAUUUCAAGAAAGAGUUCAAUGCAUGCGUCUGGUCGGAUCUGCUUGAACCCGACGAGUUCGAAGAAGAGUGGAAUGGAGUACUUGAACGUUACGACCUGGAAGACCAUGGUUGGUUGAAGACAUUGUACGACUACAGGCAAUUAUGGAUACCUGCAUACUUCAGAGAUUUCUGA
Salvia hispanica is the source of this 1281-nucleotide messenger RNA. The record is from RefSeq and is a predicted model, not a curated record. Lineage: Eukaryota; Viridiplantae; Streptophyta; Magnoliopsida; Lamiales; Lamiaceae.